Messenger RNA from Drosophila obscura, 4222 nucleotides. RefSeq lists its product as uncharacterized. Bases 3402 to 3758 code for a protein of 118 amino acids. The transcript has a single exon. NCBI's taxonomy places the organism in Eukaryota, Metazoa, Arthropoda, Insecta, Diptera, Drosophilidae. The record is from RefSeq and is a predicted model, not a curated record.
GAGACAUACAGCGAAUGCAAAAAAACAUGCCAGAAAGGAUGUAGAAAAGAAUAAAUAUUUAGGCGAAUGGAUGGCAAGACAACAAGGCAGAAUAAAUAAAGCACGGAGAGAGCCAGAGGAGAAGGAGGAUGAACCAAAAAAAGAAAAGCAAUUUGUAUAAAUAAAAACAGACACAGACAAAGAGACAGAGACAGAGACAGAAGAAGCGACAAAGGCAAAACAAAUAAUACAAAUUGCAAGCGAAAGAAGUCCUUGAAUUUUCAUGUAUAAAGAAAACUGUCUGGCAAUUGACAUGACUAUUUCUUCAAUAUUGCCAAAAACUUUGCCAAACAAACGAAACUUUAAAGUCAAUAAAUGUGGUCUGUGGCUAAAAAUUUAAUUUAGAAAAGUAAUUAAAGACUUGGAACAGGAUGCUAAGAAAGGAAUUCAGUCGAAUGGGAUUAAAAACGAAACGAUUCCUAACUACGAAUAAGUGAUAGAUAGACGAAACGAAUUUAAGAUUUUGUAUAAAGUUUAAAGAACAUAUAAAUCUUAGGAAUUCAAUUUGAUAGAACUAAAGCAUAAAAGGGGGAAAUUUAAACUAAAGAAUAAAAUUUUAAAUAAAUUAUUCAAGGUUUCAUUGGCACUUAAGCUGGUUUCAUGUUUAAAAAAGAAGGAAACGUGAAAAACGUUAAGGUUGAAACUGAAACGAAGUGCGAAAUUAAUUAAAGGGUUAAAAAUAAUAUAAAUCCAUGAAACUAUAUAAAAUUUAUGAUUUUAUAGCUACCAAAAGUUGUAGCCAAUAAUAAUUAUGGAACUAUUAAUUAACCCUCGUUGUACUCGAAACUUAUAAACUGUAAUUAAGGUCUAUAUGUAUGUAUAUGUAUCUGAUAACUUAAGAGUUAAGUUCCGAAAUUGCUUUCUGCAUAAUUUGUAUUGUGAGAAACUGAAAUCAGAGUGAAAGCAAAGUUGCAUCUAUUAAGUUUUAAGAAUUGCACAACUUUUCCCACCUUUCCUUUCCUUUAUUUUCUCUUGUUUUUUUCGCUUGUAAUUUUUCUCGCUGUGUGAUAUACGAAGGUAAUAAAAGUAAAAGUUCUUUGGCAAGGAAGAAACUGACGGUGAAAUGGGGGGUGGGGUAGGGUAUGCAGCCUUAACUUGUUUCAUAUUAAAUGAUGAGAAAUUACGCAACACAACUCUUGCAUGCACACAUCAAUUUAUUUAAAUGCGUUUAUUAAAAAAGUUUCAAAUAUCAAAAAAAUGCUGACAACAAGAUGAAUCAAAACGAAAAAUAUAGCUUCUCUGGGUGAAUGACAAAUUAGAUACUCUUGCUUGAUCGAUCGUUUGUUAUGUUCUCUAUAUGAUAUAGUAAUGUCAAGAGUUUCCUAUAAAGACUUGUCUAUUUGCAAGGAUUAAUAAACCUUCUCCUUAGCGCUGCAAAUCUCUGUGGAAUAUAAUAAUAUCCCAGGGAAGGGUAUAGCACAGCUCAGCCCAUCAGCCAGAUUGACAACAGCAAGAAGAUGAAAGCGAAGAGGGUGAAGCAGCAGCAGCAGGAGGGGUAGGAGAAUAUGGGAAAAGUAAAGCACACAUAAUGGCACUUCAAUAUGUGAGUGUGUGGGGGCAGCGCAGGACAAACCGAGUGUGGGGUAGAGCAGGUUAUGGCAUAUGGGGGGCAGAGCAGCAUGAACACAUUGAAGGGGCUACUACCAUAUACGGUGUGUUGCGGGGACAGGGACUGGGCGGUAGAGGCGACCAACAGCUUGUUAGUGGCUUUGCUGGUCAGUACUUUUAACUAAUGUGUUUUGUGCGACCAUAGAAAAUCUCAAGUACUCAGACAGACACACACACACACACACACACCCACAUGGACACUGGGGCUCUCUUGACAUUCGCUGUUCUGCUGCUCUCAAUUUUUAGGGUGCCAGCCAGACCGCAAAGUGUGUUGUGUGCAUAUGUGAGGGGAAAAAAGAGAGAGAAAAAAAGGGCAGCAGCUCCUUCAGCUUUCCCCCGUUAUGCUGUUGCCUGCAUAAAAUAACCGCAUAAAAUGUCGUUAAGUAUAACGAAAUUGAGUCUGCACAUAAAUUCAGAUUAUGAGAUUAAAAUGUUGUGAUUUUCGCACAUUGGAGCGGCGGGCGAAGGGCGAAAAACCCUUUUCAUAAUGAAAUCCAGACUGGUAGAAGGGUCCGGGUAUCCCUACCCACACACGCACGAACACACACACAUUGAAGCUUAUUGAAAAAUGCGAUGGAAUAAGCAAUAGCCAGAGCCAACGGAUAGCAGCAGUCAAGCCAAUUUAAUGAGUUUACAGCGCCCUUUUUGCCCUUAGGCGAAAUUUUAUGAAAAAACAACAAACAUAGUCGUGGCACAGUGGCAUGAAUAUGAUAAGUUGUUGAUAGAUUGUUGAAAGCAGAGAGCAGAUAAAGGAGCUCUCGCUCUCUGAAAAGCUCUUCUUCGGUAAACUAAGAAAGUGGCUGAGAAGCAGAUAAACAAAGAAGAGCUGUGUUCAUAGCAGCACUGUGAGUUCUUUCUUUAGCACCCUUUAACAAGGAGACUGGCAAAGAGAAGCUGCAAUAAAACAGCGGAUAAGUAGCACAGCAGACGGAGAAUGAAAGCGAUCAGAAGAUCACAAUGGAUCACAGCGAAUCACGAAGACUUUCCCUAGCACAGAAGGCAAUGCUGGGGACACAAUUACAAUUGGAUGAUGUCAAAUAGAAUCGCUUCACAACGAAUCAAGCACCACUGUGCCCCUCUGUGGAAUAAUAAAGAAGUUGCGGUUGUGGCCGGCGAUCAAAGUCAAAUAUUUGGCUUGAAUGUUUACAAAUUUGGGUCAGCUGGUCAUUUAUCCAGCCCAAGCGAAAAUUUCAUGUGAAAUACCCAAAAUAUGGAAGGAAUGCCAUCAGCUGUCCCGUCAUAAUGAUGCUAAUUGUGAGGCCAGCGAGCCACGGCCACGGCCAAAGGAUUAACAUCAUGGAGAGGCAGCCGCGCAUCGAAAAGACCAUGGAACGUGGACAAGAACAAACAGGAGAGCCGGCACAAGGGCCACCGACGACGGUCACAUGACCCAUAAACAGUUUAGUUUGACUUAAUCCGGUUAUGUAUCCGGAUUAGCGGUGCGCGACAAGGUAGAGAGACGGAGAUAAUUUUUUGCGCUCCGUUUGGCUGCUGCUCGGGACUUUACGACACUUUUUAGGUAAUGAAUGGGAUUACAGUUUUUUUUAAUCCACUCACCCUGUGCCCGGUCCAGCUGUAAAAAAUCUAAUGACUCGUAAAAAGUGCACCUCAGGUCAUCCGGCGAUUGAUUGACCUGCGCCCGCACCUCUCAUGAAUGGACGGCAGGUCAGAAAAGGUGCCACCAAAAUGUGUAUAAAUUCAGGAGCCAGCACUGACGUAACCAGCAAACGCACUCAAGCAUUCCAGCAACCAAGAUGUGUCUCGUACAGCAGAAAAACAGCGCACAGCCGGCGGCAUCGCAGCUGCCACAGAAGCCGGAGGCAACAGUGACGCAGCCUCCAUCCUCCCCCACCGCCGCCUAUGUGAUGUUCAAGCACCGCGAGGAGCUGCGCCGCCGCAAUGGGCAGACGGCCCGCGCAUCCAUAACCAAAAUUCACUUGACCAGCGAACUGAUAGCCCGCACCAAGCAGAACAUUCGACAGUGCAGCUACGAGGAUCUGGCCAUCCUGGCCAGAGAGACGAUCUUCCGGAAGAGUCUGCAGCGUCGCCUGCACUACAGACGCAUGGAAAUGGGUUUGAAAAGGCAACUGAAACGCACGAACAGCAAGUGAGGAGGAUGGGCUGUAUGGAGUGGGAAAAGUCUGAUAUAUAGAACAGCACAAGUGAUACCCCAAUAAUUCCUAUCCUAAGAUUGUACAUUUUACCUACAUAAAAUCUAAUUUAUGUUUAAGCUUCAAGCAAUUGUAGAUAUAUUUCAAAAAGCGUAAAUUAAACUUCAAUCAUGAGAAAAAUACCAUUUUCCAAACGUUAUCUGCUUUGAUCCUACAAUUUUCCAUUUAAAUAUUUGAUAACCUUACCAGCACUGACAAUGUAGUUUCUGGGGGCGUGGUGGGGUCCAGGUCCUGCACUUGUAAUGGGUGUAAAAACAAAUUUACACAUGAUUACCAGCCCAAGCUGCAGAACAGAACAGAAUGGAGAACAGAACACUGCCAACAUUUAAUACAACUCAAACAAAAUGGUGCGUUGCAUAAAUUUGAACAGGCGGCACUGCAUUGGGCGGCAGCUUCCCCCCCCC